GCGGAACAAAUCGUGUUUCCGGGACGGAUCGGGGAGCGACAGGUGGAACGCAAAAACAAAACAAAGAGCUUUUCCCCGAAUCACAUCAGUGUCAAACUGACAAGGAUACGUUACCAUGACUGACACCAUCACUCUGCUCACAUUCAGCCUUUUUUUCCUUCUUCAGAACGAGUAUUCGCACGGUGUCUUCACUGUGAGUGCCCCUCUGGACCAUACGCUGAAUGAAGACGGAUCGGUCACUGUCACAUGUGAGCACGAUGAACACAAAGACGGGGAAUGGGAUGCCAAGCUGAAAAUGAAUGGGAAAGAAGUUGUCUGCGAGGUUUCUCUCGAAAAUAAUAUGAAUUCAAAAUGCAAUUGGAAGCGCGAGGGAAACAACACAUUCAAGUUCACCUUGAAACACCUGGAGGCUAGACACAAAGACAAACUGUUUUUUUGUGAGAUAUCGAAAGUAAGACCAAUACCAAUCUUAACUAGAAAAGGAAAGGAGACCAAGCUUUUCCAAGGAAGCAAUAUUCCUUUUCCUCCACCGGGGAGAACGUGUUCAUGCCCUACCCCAACAUCUGGACUAAAGAGUUGCCCGCCACAAAUCUCACCUGGAAAUACAUACGAGCUUUUAAUCGGUGUAAUGAUUAUCGGGGUGGUGCUCCUCUUGCUCUAUAGUGCGAUUAUCACCGGUGUCUACAUCAGACUGAGGGUCACAAAAGUUGAGUCUUCUGACAAUCCAACGUAUAUGCCGAUGAAGAGGAAAGUAAAACAGCAGGAUGCAGACAACACAGAAUAUGAAGACAUGCGUAAAGUGCAGAAGCAAGGACACAACAGAGAUAUUAACUUAAACUGCUGAAAACACCAACUUUAGUUUACUCUGGUUUAUGACGGUUUAGCUGGCUGACUAAGAAACUCCUAAUAGAAACUCUGUAUGUAAGAGGCACGAGACAACUGAGGACCAGCAUCCAAGACACAAUGGUGGAUAUGUAGAGACCCGUUCAGUCUGUAUGGAAACAUAUAUUUAGUCAAACCAAGAACAUUGCAGGACAACAUUAUAGACUCUAUAUUGAUUGCCUAUAUUGCUGGACCCGAUUCACCUGAUCAAAAAACACAAACCCAUGAUCUUAUAGCUUAUGUUGUUACAUAAUUUUGUAUAACCUCUAUGUAUUAUUUCAAUUCUUUGGCAAUCUCAAGCUGAAAGUAUAUAAAAAAAUUAGUUUUCCCUUUUACUGGUCCCAUGGAUCAAUAGCGUUUAUCAAAAUGAUGUAAGGAAUGUUUAACCUUUGUAUUAUUUUAAAUAUAUAAUAUCGUAAGA
Messenger RNA from Triplophysa dalaica, 1303 nucleotides. RefSeq lists its product as uncharacterized. Gene Ontology annotation, cellular component: external side of plasma membrane. The coding region runs from base 116 to 844 and encodes 242 amino acids. Gene Ontology annotation, biological process: regulation of T cell proliferation; T cell receptor signaling pathway. The record is from RefSeq and is a predicted model, not a curated record. NCBI's taxonomy places the organism in Eukaryota, Metazoa, Chordata, Actinopteri, Cypriniformes, Nemacheilidae. The transcript is spliced from 6 exons.